Molecule: messenger RNA, 998 nt
Organism: Anopheles maculipalpis
Lineage: Eukaryota; Metazoa; Arthropoda; Insecta; Diptera; Culicidae
Product: aldo-keto reductase family 1 member B1-like
Exons: 3
Coding region: 38-997 (319 amino acids)
Cellular component (GO): cytosol
Molecular function (GO): aldose reductase (NADPH) activity
Source: RefSeq, a predicted model, not a curated record
GGUUUCCAUUUUUCCAUCAACUUAGAAGCAAUAAAGCAUGGCUUGUACCGUGGUUCCGAAUGCCAUUUUUAAGAACGGCAACAGCAUCCCCAUGUUCGGAUUGGGUACCUGGAACUCUCCCCCGGGACAGGUUGCGCAGGCGGUGAAGGAUGCCAUUGACGUCGGCUAUCGGCACAUCGACUGUGCUCAUGUGUACCAAAACGAGCAUGAAGUUGGCGAAGGGAUAGCGGCAAAGAUUGCUGAAGGUGUCGUGAAGAGAGAGGAUCUCUUCGUGACGAGUAAGCUGUGGAACACCUUCCACCGCCCGGAUUUAGUUGAAGGUGCCUGUAAAACUACGCUGAAAAAUCUCAAACUAGAUUAUCUCGAUCUGUACCUAAUCCACUGGCCGGUGGGCUAUAAGGAAGGAUCGGAGCUGUUCCCAAUGGGUCCGGAUGGUAAAACUUUCCUCUUUUCGGACGCCGAUUACGUAGACACGUGGCCCGAAAUGGAGAAGCUCGUCGAUGCCGGGUUGGUGCGAAACAUUGGUCUGUCCAACUUUAACGCCAAGCAGGUGCAGCGCGUGCUAGACAUUGCACGGAUCGCGCCGGUAACGAAUCAAAUCGAGUGCCAUCCUUAUCUACACCAGUCCAAGAUUACUUCGUUCUGUGCUGCGAACGGUAUCAUCGUAACGGCCUACAGUCCACUCGGUUCGCCAGCUCGACCCUGGGUGAAAGCGGACGACCCAGUACUUAUGGAUGAUGCGGUGGUGGGAGAGCUUGCCAAAAAGUAUGACAAAACUACUGCCCAAAUUUUGAUUCGCUACCAGAUCCAGCUGGGACACGUCGUUAUUCCAAAGUCGGUGACGAAGGAACGAAUUGUGUCGAACUUUGAUGUGUUUAGCUUCCAGCUGGAUGAAGAAGACAUGAAACGGUUGGCUGGAUUGGAAAGAAAUGGGCGCAUCUGUCCGGAAUCGAGCGCAUUUGGACAUCCGCAUCAUCCGUUCGAGAAGGAAGAAUAGA